Molecule: messenger RNA, 750 nt
Organism: Scomber japonicus (chub mackerel)
Lineage: Eukaryota; Metazoa; Chordata; Actinopteri; Scombriformes; Scombridae
Gene: yjefn3
Product: YjeF N-terminal domain containing 3
Exons: 6
Coding region: 1-750 (249 amino acids)
Cellular component (GO): mitochondrion
Molecular function (GO): NAD(P)HX epimerase activity
Source: RefSeq, a predicted model, not a curated record
AUGGACAAGAUGAACCAUAGCUCAGCUGAGGCGGAGGCUGAAACCAUAGAACCACUGCGUUACCUCAGUAAAGGGGAGGUGGCAUCUAUCGAGACAGAGCUCGUGAGGGACUACAAGUUUGGACAACAGCAGCUGAUAGAGAUUUGGGGACAUGCCUGUGCUCUUGCCAUUACCAAGGCCUACCCUCUCAACUCUCUAGCAAAGAAACAGCCAACAGUGCUGGUGAUCUGUGGUCCAGAUCAAAAUGGCUCCAUUGGCCUUGUGUGUGCCAGACACCUGCGCAUAUUUGAAUAUGAGCCCACCAUCUACCACCCUAAACGCUCCCCUCACAGUGUACACCAGGACUUUACAGUUCAGUGUGAGAAGAUGGACAUCCCUUUUCUCUCUUAUUUGCCCACAGAGGUGCAGCUCAUAAACGAUGCCUACAAUCUGGUGAUUGAUGCCAUGCUGGGCCCAGAGGCAGACCUUGCUAACAUUAAGGAGCCCUACUCUGGUAUUCUGGCCACCCUGAAGCAAGUGAAGACCCCCAUUGCCAGUGUGGAUGUGCCCUCAGGUUGGGACGUAGAAGAAGCAAGCCAAGAUGGGAUACACCCUGAAGUUCUCAUCUCACUUACAGCACCAAAGAAGUGCGCCAUGAGUUUCUCAGGGAAGCAUUUCUUAGCCGGGCGCUUCCUGCCCUAUGACAUCCAGAAAAAAUACGAGCUUAACCUCCCAGAGUACCCUGGCACAGACUGUCUCAUAGAAUUGUAA